Messenger RNA from Anastrepha ludens (Mexican fruit fly), 2375 nucleotides. RefSeq names its product E3 SUMO-protein ligase ZBED1-like. Gene Ontology annotation, molecular function: protein dimerization activity; DNA binding. Lineage: Eukaryota; Metazoa; Arthropoda; Insecta; Diptera; Tephritidae. The record is from RefSeq and is a predicted model, not a curated record. The coding region runs from base 46 to 1881 and encodes 611 amino acids. The transcript is spliced from 3 exons.
UCUACUUUUAUUCUAUUAGAGUACCCUGGCAGUUCCUCUGGUAAAAUGGACAAGUUUUUGACCUCAUCCCAAAAAGAUCAUGAUACCUCUCCAACAUCAUCAAAUGAACCAUCUUGUUCAAAAUCUGAACCGGAGCCUAAGCGCAAAAAGUGUAUUUCCGCAGUGUGGACACAUUUUGACAAAUUGCAAACCAAACAACUUGCAAAAUGUCAUUAUUGUGGCAAAGAAUAUAAGACAAGCGGAAACACGUCCAACUUGUUAGAGCACUUAAAACGGGCCCACCCUCUUGCCCAGCAAGUUAAUAACGAAACUACGUCUUCUCAGUUAGAGCGAUAUUUUACACGGACAGACGUUUACGGUCCAACAUCUUCCAAAAAGGAAGCAAUUGACAAAGCCAUUGCUGCAAUGGUCGCAACGGAUUUGCAACCAUUUAGCGUUGUCGAAGAUAUUGGACUUAGAAACUUGAUGAGGGUGGUGGACCCUAGAUACGUCAUGCCCUGUCGAAAAACUCUGCGGGACACGCAUAUUAAAAAUAUGAACGAGAGUAUGACGGAGAAAUUGAAGGGCAUUCUUGACUCCGUUGACUCGUGCGCUAUCACAACAGAUGCAUGGACAUCUCGUGCAAAUGUUAGUUAUCUAACUGUAACGUGUCACUUUAUUUUAAAUUUCGAGCUUAAGACGGCAGUGCUAUCUACAAAGCCACUAAUGGAUGAGACAAACCAUUCAAGUCUAAAUAUUGCCAACACAUUGCGUGAAAUAUGCGAUGAGUGGAAAGUGUUCGACAAACUGCACACCAUUGUGACCGACAACGCAGCAUCUAUGAUUAAAGCGUGCGAAUUAUUGAAAAAGAAACACUUACCGUGUUUUGCGCACACUCUUAAUCUUGUUGUGCAAGAUGCUUUAAAUCUGGAAAAUGUGCAAAACGUUUUAAAAAUCACAAAAAGAAUAGUGUCCUAUUUUAAGAGUAGCGCUAUUGCUUAUGCAAAGUUCAAAGAUGCCCAAGGCACCGAAAAUCCUUGCUCUCUAUUGCAAGAGGUCCCUACUCGCUGGAACAGCGCAUUACAAAUGAUUCAGAGAGUGUUGCGGACAAGAGAGCCCCUAACUGGCACCCUUUUAAGAUGCCAUAAUGCUCCGAUUCCACUGUCAGAGGAUCAAUUUCGGAUUUUGAAGGACUUGUGCUCGCUUUUGGAACCGUUCGAAAAAGCCACAAAACAUGCGUCUGCUGCAAAGGGCGUUACAAUUUCAUUAAUUGCUCCUGCAAUUUUCGCCUUAUCGCAAAGUUUGGAAGAGCUCCAUGAGCAGAUGUUAACACCUGCAGGGAGAGAAACUUGCGAGUUUUUACAGAGCAACGUAAAAAAAAGGCUCUUCUCAUAUGAGAAUAGAUCAGCACUACGCCUUGGAACUCUUCUUGACCCACGCUUCAAAAAGGAGGGUUUCCAAAAUCCGUCAAAUGCCCAGCAGGCCAUGUUGAUGUUGGAGGGAGAGGUUCAUAAUAUAAUACAGGACGUGAGAUCUAAAAAUUCCACAGAGGAACUGCCAAGGAAUGAGGAGACUCCAUUUUUAUUUAAAUGCAUGGCAGGAAAAAUAAAAGAAAAAAACAAAAGUUCACGGGCGGACUCAAUUAUUACCAUUCGCCAAUAUAUGGAGCAGCGCAAUGCUCUUCAUGACAGCGAUCCGCUCCAAUAUUGGCAGAUUAACAAGGAACAUUUAUUUGCACUUGGACAAUGCGCAAUAAAAUUCUUGUGUAUACCAGCAAGUUCAGCUGAAUCAGAGCGCACAUUUAGUAAAACAGGAGCUAUUGUGACGGAACGGAGAGCAUGUUUAAAACCUAAACAAGUGAACACAUUGGUUUUUAUUAACAAAAAUCAAUGGCUACUUUAAAAUAACUGUGAUAUUGGAACGAAUUGUUUUUUUUUUUUUAAUAAGAACCUCUCAUUAGCAUUAAGUUUGGAAAUCACCUUUUGUUUUGUAGUAUUUAAGAGUAGCAGCUAUCCGCUGCAUAGUACAAUAAGGACCUCUCAUUAGCAUUAAGUUCGGAAAUCGCCUUUUGUUUUGUAGUAUUUAAGAGUAGCAGCUAUCCGCUGCAUAGUACAAUAAGGACCUCUCAUUAGCAUUAAGUUUGGAAAUCGCCUUUUGUUUUGUUUUUGCUUAGAGAGAUUUUUGUUUUCGUUUUUUGGACUUAGGACGAGAAGUCACCCUUUUUUUUAUCUUCAAGUUUAACUUGAAACUAUAAAUUUUGUUUUUAUAUUAAAGAACAUUCACAAAUUACAAGCUAAAAUCAUUUUAAUAUAUUUUCGAUGGAAUUAAUUUAUAAAGGGCUAACUUAUAGUAGUUAAAUUAUACGCUAGAUAAUUCGUAUCGAUGAUUAUAGACAA